AUGGGGGGGGGUGGCCGAAGCUCUGCUCCGAAAGAGAAAAACCCACGGGACGACCACGUUUCAAAGAAGCGCGUUCCACACGCAAAACCACCGUUCAGUCUCAGCCAAGUGAAGAAGGCCAUUCCGCCGCACUGUUUCCAGCGUUCGGUGCUUCGUUCGUUCUCCUACGUCUUCUACGACCUCGCCAUAGCCUCAUGUCUUGUUUACCUCGCGCUAAAUUACUUCUCUACCCUUCCCCACAACCUCUUACUCUUGGCCUGGCCCCUCUACUGGGUCAUCCAAGGUUCCGUCCUCACCGGCGUUUGGGUCAUUGCGCACGAGUGUGGCCACCACGCUUUCAGCGACUACCAAUGGCUCGAUGACUCGGUUGGUCUCGUUCUCCAUUCGUUUCUCCUCGUGCCCUAUUUUUCGUGGAAAUAUAGCCACCGCCGCCACCACUCCAACACGGGGUCCCUUGAACGCGACGAAGUGUUUGUGCCGAAAACAAAGGCGAGCAUUCGUUGGUAUUCUAAGUACCUCAACAACCCUUUUGGGAGAGUUCUCACUCUUGUUAUUACCCUAACCCUAGGUUGGCCUCUCUACUUGGCCUUCAACGUUUCGGGUAGGAACUACGAGCGUUUCGCGUGCCACUAUGACCCUUAUGGCCCCAUUUACUCAGAUCGUGAAAGGUUUCAGAUUUACGUCUCCGAUGCCGCGAUUCUCGCCGUGUGCUAUGGCCUCUACAAGCUUGUCUUGGCCAAAGGGUUGGUUUGGGUGGUUUGUGUUUAUGGGGUGCCUUUGAUGGUGGUAAAUGGGUUAUUGGUGCUGAUCACUUUCUUGCAGCACACUCACCCUGCGGUCCCUCACUACGAUUCCUCGGAGUGGGAUUGGUUAAGAGGUGCAUUGGCCACUGUGGACAGAGAUUACGGGAUUCUGAACAAGGUUCUUCAUAACAUCACUGAUACACACGUGGCUCAUCACUUGUUCUCCACGAUGCCGCAUUACCAUGCAAUGGAAGCCACCAAGGCUAUAAAACCUGUUUUGGGAGACUACUAUCACUUUGAUGGGACUCCUAUCUAUAAGGCAAUGUGGAGAGAGACAAGAGAGUGCAUGUUCGUUGAGACUGACGAAGAUUCUCAGGCCAAAGGUGUUUACUGGUACAACAAUAAGCUUGAAUGA
Sphenostylis stenocarpa is the source of this 1158-nucleotide messenger RNA. NCBI's taxonomy places the organism in Eukaryota, Viridiplantae, Streptophyta, Magnoliopsida, Fabales, Fabaceae. The record is from the annotation of a GenBank genome assembly.